AUGAGGCAAAUAAAAGCAUUGAAAGAACAUGAUGCAUUUGAGGAUAUUGAUGAGUCUGAAGAUGAGAGGGUAGAGGAUAGUGAGUUAGAGGCUGAUGACGAGGAUGCGAUAGCUGCGUCGAAGGAUUUGUUGAAGCAGAAUAAGCAGCAGUAUGAGGCAUUAGUUAAGCAACUACGAAAGAAUGCAUUCAAAGGAGGACAGCAUGGUUCGAGGUGGCUGGUUCCGUUGCUUAGGGAUGAUGAUUGGUUUCAAUCUAUCCUAGUAUUGGCGGAUAAUGUUGAUGCUUGGAAGAAAGGGCCUGAGGAUUUGAAAGAUUUGUCAGCUCGUACGUAUGCGAAAGAGCAACAGGCUGAUAAAAAUCAAGCAAAUCGUAGACAUCAGGUGCGUAUGGAGGCAAAACAGAAGCAGUUUCAAGCGGCUGCGGCUCGUCAGGUAGCUGGUGCAGAUGAGUGUGUGCAGCCGGCAGUGGCGGCAGGGGUGACUAUGGCAGUUAUGCCAAGUAAUGAUGUUGUGGGUGGACAGCGGCUGGAUGUGCAUGGGAAGACGUAUUCGUAUGCGGCAACUGCAGCUUUGGAAGGGUCUCUUUUGCCCGUGGUUGAUGCUUAUUUGGCAACAGAAGACAAGUAUGUGCGUACGUUUAUUGACCAUGGGGCAGAUAUGUCUAUGAUUUCUAAAGAUGUGGCCGAGAAUCUGGGUUUGGCGGUGAGAAACAAUCUGUGUGGUGAGUGGGUGAAUGGGUUUGGUGGACCAAUGUUUGUGGAGUAUCAAGUGAGAUAUUUAGAUGUGACGGUGCCAACUUUAGUGGGUGAGCGUGUGGUGAAGCUUGAUGCAUGGGUGAUGGUUUGGUCCCGUAUGAAGCAGAUUUAUUGUUUGGAUGUAGGGAGUUAG
This is a messenger RNA of Sphaeroforma arctica JP610, 888 nucleotides long. RefSeq lists its product as hypothetical. The transcript is spliced from 3 exons. Bases 1 to 888 code for a protein of 295 amino acids. The record is from RefSeq and is a predicted model, not a curated record. NCBI's taxonomy places the organism in Eukaryota, Ichthyosporea, Ichthyophonida.